Molecule: messenger RNA, 894 nt
Organism: Chlorella variabilis
Lineage: Eukaryota; Viridiplantae; Chlorophyta; Trebouxiophyceae; Chlorellales; Chlorellaceae
Exons: 7
Coding region: 1-894 (297 amino acids)
Biological process (GO): protein folding
Cellular component (GO): endoplasmic reticulum
Molecular function (GO): protein disulfide isomerase activity
Source: RefSeq, a predicted model, not a curated record
AUGUUUGUGGCGGCAGCGGCCCUGCAGAGAGCGUCGGCACCGCCUGUGCCGGCUCGCUCCGGCACCCAUGCCCUGCGGGCUGCCUGGUGCGGCCACUGCAAGCGCCUGGUGCCAGAGUACAUCGCUCUGGGCCAGAAGAUUGCCGCCGACCCCAAGCUGAAGAGCCGCGUGCUGAUUGCCAAGGUCGAUGCGGACGCGCACCGCGAGCUGGGCGAGAAGUUUGGCGUGCGCGGCUUCCCCACCAUCAAGUGGUUCCCCCGCGGCAAGGCCGCCGACCCCGUUGACUACAACGGCGGGCGCAGCGCGGACGACUUCCUCAAGUUCAUCAACGAGCAGGUGGCCGCCGACGCCGGCUUCGCCCGCGUCGACGCCCUGGUGCCCAUCGCACAAAAGUUCAUGGCCGCCGCGGCCGCCGACCAGGCGGCGGUGGUGGCGGAGGCCAAGGCGGCGGCAGAGGCGGCCGCGGCUGACGACAAGGACAACGCGGCGCUGUACGUCCGGUUCAUGAAGAAGGCUGUGGAGAAGGGGGUGGAGUGGGUCACCAAGGAGGUGGAGCGGCUGACCAAGAUGGCCGAGAAGCCGAUGAGCGCCGCCAAGCUGGACGAGGUGAGCCGCAAGAUCAGCGUGCUUUCCUCCUUCACGGAGAAGCCGGCAGAGCCCGAGGAGGCCGCGCCGGUGCCCUCGGACGCGGGGUCCCAGGCGUCGGCGGCGGCCGACGAGGACGAGGAUGAGGAUGACUCCGUGUAUGAUGACGGCCUGGAUGACAACGAGGGUGCAGAGUUGGAGGAGGGUGAGGAGGGCGAGGAGGAGGAUGGAGAGGAGAUGGAGGAGGACGAUGAGGGUGGCGCCCCCGCCGAGGAUGACGACGAUCCUUAUGACGAUUCUGAGCUCUGA